This is a messenger RNA of Stereum hirsutum FP-91666 SS1, 1146 nucleotides long. Its product is annotated as ras-domain-containing protein. NCBI's taxonomy places the organism in Eukaryota, Fungi, Basidiomycota, Agaricomycetes, Russulales, Stereaceae. The coding region runs from base 121 to 765 and encodes 214 amino acids. Gene Ontology annotation, molecular function: GTPase activity; GTP binding. The transcript has 6 exons. The record is from RefSeq and is a predicted model, not a curated record.
GCUCCCGCUCGUCCCACUCGUCGCCAACCCGUUCAACGUUCAAAGUCUUAUAUUGCUUUCAUUGCACCCCUCUCCUUCAUUUCCCUUCAAUUUUGAUUUCUGUCGUUGCGAACCAAAAAUAUGUCGAACGUUCCUACCUCACCAAGUGCCGAGAUCUCAUCCACGUCCCUCAAGCGGACUAAGAUCGUACUGCUUGGUGACCAGAGCGUAGGCAAGACCAGUCUUAUUACCCGGUUCAUGUACGACACGUUCGAUAACACUUACCAAGCUACCAUCGGCAUCGACUUCCUCAGCAAGACCCUCUACCUCGACGACCGGACAGUACGUCUCCAACUAUGGGACACCGCCGGUCAGGAGCGGUUUCGAUCGUUGAUCCCAUCCUACAUCCGGGAUUCGACAGUAGCCAUUGUCGUGUUCGACAUUACAAAUCGAGCGUCCUUCAUGUCGACCACAAAAUGGAUAGACGACGUACGGUCGGAACGGGGAAACGACGUCAUGGUCGUCCUCGUCGGUAACAAGGCUGAUCUCUCGGACAAACGACAAGUGACACUAGAAGAAGCGACGGCAAAGUCGCAACAGCUGAACAUCAUGUUCAUGGAGACCUCUGCCAAAGCCGGACACAACGUCAAGAGCCUCUUCAAGAAGAUUGCUAUGUCGUUACCUGGGAUGGAGAAGGAGAACCAAAACGCGGAGCCAAACGCCAAAAUCGACGUCACCUCACCGCAAACGGCAGAAAUCCCAGAGGCAUCCCAAUGCCAAUGUUAAUACCUCAUGCCAUCCGAUCGUCCACUCAUCAGAUCCUGGCCAAUCGUGUACAGCCGUAUACCAAUGACUAUUUACGCGCACUGACGAGCGGGACGGAUAUCUGACGAAUGCCACGAAUCACGAUGCAGGGAAGCUAGAGUUUGGGUUUGAGGGUCGCGGGGUUGGGGAGCUGUGGGGACUUAGCGCGGGUGGACGUCUAUCUGGAGUUCUUUUUUUGUUUUUGUUUUUUGUUUUUUGUUUCUCUCCAUUCUUGCGUUUCUCCGAUUUUACUCUCUUAAUGCACCCUUUCUAGAUAUCAUAUAUCAUACCUCGAUUUGUUCGGUCUUAGUUUCUUGUCUAGCUUCCAACUCAGUCUUAUGGACCAUACCAUGCAUCCGUCCG